AUGGCUUCAGCACAGAUCCAAACUCUCUUGAGAUUCUUGUCGCAAGAUGUCAAGGUUCCUUUGGCUACGGCAAUGGGCAAAACAUUAGAGCUGCAGAAAGCUAAUCUGAUAACGAUAGAACAAAUCUCGAAAGCAAACCUGGAAAUAUUGGAAGGCAUUUUCAAUGAUAAGAAGAUUGCGAAGCAAGUUCUCAAUGCCGCCAAACGGAUAUCCAAGAAGCGAGGAGCUUCGGAUGAUACCAAAUCAUCACCCCAGAAACGCAACAAAAGCUCCAAACCAUUGAAAAAAGACUCUACUCCAUUUGAGAUUGAAUCUUCACUCAGUUUGCCCAGCACUGCUGUCAACGAAGAUGAACUGAGCGGUACUGUGGUCGUCACAAACCGAGCACCUCUUGUACUUGCCUUCGCGGUGUGCGUUUUGAAGUACACAAUGCCAGAACAGCCACUUUCCAGUAGACUCAGUCUGGCCCAGGCCGUGGUUUCAGCCAACAGUCGCACCAAAGCUGCGAGUCUGGGACUUGAAGAAGGCAACUCUGCUGAGCAAGAAGGCUGGGGAGAGGGUCACCCCAUUGUCAAAGUUCUUGGUAGAGACAUACGGGUGUUAAAACGAUGGGACUAUGAUCCAAACGAAGGGAAGCCACCAAUUGAGACCAAGACAGAAGAUCAAAGUGAGAACACGCAGGACAAACAAAACCAAAUGCCUCCACUAUGGGGUGUGGAUUUGGAAGCGCUCAGAGGCAAAGAUUCCAAUCACAACACUGGUCGGCAUCAAACCACCGACAACACACUGUCCAUAUUCAGGCCCGAAUCUGCACGCUCGUAUCUUUAUCGAGCAUUUUCAAAGCCAGCCGAAGAAGGGAAAACAGCCCCAAAGAAGAAGUCGGUUGCAAGUAUUGAAGACGAGAAAGAAGAAUGCCUUGGCCGUAUUUUAUCUGCCAUUGAUAUGGUCUGCCAAUCAUGGGUUCCGAAGUUGGAUCAAGCGGAGCUGGACAGACGUGCUUGGUCUUGGUACAUUCGCGUGCGGCCCGAUGUUCAGAGUGGAGUACAAGGCUGGGGCGAGAAGGGACAGGUGAAGUUAUCUGACAUUCUCGCUCUACGGAGAGGAAUUUGA
Penicillium arizonense is the source of this 1110-nucleotide messenger RNA. RefSeq lists its product as uncharacterized. Bases 1 to 1110 code for a protein of 369 amino acids. The transcript has 2 exons. The record is from RefSeq and is a predicted model, not a curated record. NCBI's taxonomy places the organism in Eukaryota, Fungi, Ascomycota, Eurotiomycetes, Eurotiales, Aspergillaceae.